Propithecus coquereli (Coquerel's sifaka) is the source of this 1146-nucleotide messenger RNA. Its product is annotated as chromosome unknown open reading frame, human C21orf91. NCBI's taxonomy places the organism in Eukaryota, Metazoa, Chordata, Mammalia, Primates, Indriidae. The transcript is spliced from 5 exons. The record is from RefSeq and is a predicted model, not a curated record. Bases 86 to 979 code for a protein of 297 amino acids.
GCCUCCGCUGCGGCCGGAAACAAUAGUGGAGGAGCCGGAGCCGCGAGGAACGGCGGUGGCGGCCUGCGGAGCUGGACGGGGCACUAUGAACGAAGAGGAGCAGUUUGUAAACAUUGACUUGAACGAUGACAACAUUUGCAGUGUUUGUAAACUGGGAACAGACAAAGAAACACUCUCCUUCUGCCACAUUUGUUUUGAACUAAAUAUUGAGGGAGUACCAAAAUCUAAUCUCUUGCACACCAGAUCAUUAAGGGGCCAUAAAGACUGCUUUGAAAAAUACCAUUUAAUUGCAAACCAGGAUUGUCCUCGAUCUAAGCUUUCCAAAAGUACUUAUGAAGAAGUUAAAACCAUUUUGAGUAAGAAGAUAAACUGGAUUGUACAGUACGCACAAAAUAAGGAUCUGGAUUCAGAUUCCGAAUGUUCUAAAAACCCCCAGCAUCACCUAUUUAAUUUCAGGCACAAGCCAGAUAAAAAAUUACUCCCACAGUUUGACUCCCAAGUACCAAAGUAUUCUGCAAAAUGGGUAGAUGGAAGUACAGGUGGCAUCUCAAACUGUACACAAAGAAUUUUGGAGAAGAGGGAAAAUACAGACUUUGGACUUGCUAUGUUACAAGAUUCAGGUGCCACUUUUUGCCAUAACAGUGUAAUAUGGCCUCAUAGUCACAAGCAGGAACAGAAAGAAGAAGAGACAAUCUCUAAUCCACAGGCUAAUGUCCAGACCCAGCAUCCACAUUACAGCAGAGAGGAAUUGAAUUCAAUGACUCUUGGUGAAGUAGAGCAACUGAAUACGAAGCUCCUACAGCAAAUCCAAGAAGUUUUUGAAGAGUUAACACACCAAGUACAAGAAAAAGAUUCUUUGGCCUCAGAGCUCCAUGUCCGCCAUGUUGCCAUUGAACAACUCCUCAAGAACUAUUCCAAGUUACCAUGUCUGCAAGUGGGGCGAACAGGAAUGAAGUCACACCUACCCAUGAACAACUGAACUAAAUUUAUACUUCGUAUGCCCUUCCCUUUAUUGGUCUGCCAGGCAUGCAGACUUUGAAGAAGUUUGAAGAAGGUUAUGGUCCAUUUUUUAUGGUCAUUAUAUUUGCAAAGCAUAUCAGGCAAUAUUUAACAUCUUUGUCAAAUAAAGCAGAUCAUUAUACUCUA